Messenger RNA from Xenopus laevis (African clawed frog), 689 nucleotides. RefSeq names its product cell wall protein DAN4-like. Bases 3 to 674 code for a protein of 223 amino acids. The record is from RefSeq and is a predicted model, not a curated record. NCBI's taxonomy places the organism in Eukaryota, Metazoa, Chordata, Amphibia, Anura, Pipidae. The transcript has 27 exons.
AAAUGACAUCAACCACACCAGUAAUUACAACACCAGACACACCUACAACUACAUCAUCAACAACUCCUACAACAUCAACCCCACCUGAAACUACAACAUCGACCACACCUGCACCUACAACAUCAACCACAUCUACAACAACUACAAAAUCAACCACACCAGUAAUUACAACACCAGACACACCUACAACUACAUCAUCAACAACUCCUACAACAACUACAACAUCAACCCCACCUGAACCUACAACAUCAACCACAUCUACAACAACUACAAAAUCAACCACACCAGUAAUUACAACACCAGACACACCUACAACUACAUCAUCAACAACUCCUACAACAACUACAACAUCAACCCCACCUGAACCUACAACAUCAACCACAUCUACAACAACUACAAAAUCAACCACACCAGUAAUUACAACACCAGACACACCUACAACUACAUCAUCAACAACUCCUACAACAACUACAACAUCAACCCCACCUGAACCUACAACAUCAACCACAUCUACAACAACUACAAAAUCAACCACACCAGUAAUUACAACACCAGACACACCUACAACUACAUCAUCAACAACUCCUACAACAACUACAACAUCAACCCCACCUGAACCUACAACAUCAACCACAUCUACAACAACUACAAAAUCAACCAGUGAGUGGCAUUAAUUAUGACCUUUUCUC